Onychostoma macrolepis is the source of this 3570-nucleotide messenger RNA. It is a transcript of the gene itprip, whose product is annotated as inositol 1,4,5-trisphosphate receptor interacting protein. The transcript is spliced from 2 exons. Bases 249 to 1868 code for a protein of 539 amino acids. The record is from RefSeq and is a predicted model, not a curated record. Gene Ontology annotation, cellular component: membrane. Lineage: Eukaryota; Metazoa; Chordata; Actinopteri; Cypriniformes; Cyprinidae.
AGAGCAGAUGAGGAAACAGAGUAACGGUACUACAGCGCUUUCUCUUGUGUCGGUUCAGUAUCGUUCUGAAACAAUGAACAACGCUGGACUUUAACUCUUGGAUUACAGUUGCAGGACAGUCCUUUGUAUUACAGUUCAAAAAUAACCAUGAAGAAUGACAUGUUUUCUCAAAAGUUAGAAGAUGCAUUUCCUUUCAAGAGGCUCACAUUAAUCGAGAAAUGUGUGUUUUCCUAGACACACAGUGAAGGAUGCAAGGUGCUUUUGCACGGGUUUGCAUGGUGGUAGUAGCCGCUAUCCUCAACCACCCGCUGCUCUUCCCUAAUGAGAACACCACCAUCCCUGAGCAAGAUGACGAGCUCCUGACCCGGAUGAAGGAGCACCAGGAGAAACUGGAGGCCGAACAGAAGCGCCUGGAUCAGGAGAUCUCACAAACAGAAACAGCUCUGAUUGAUGAUCCAGACAGUUACAGCUGGUACUUUUGGAGCACUCUCUGCCUAGUCAUUUUCUUCACGAUUGAGGUGUGCAGGCAGGAUAUGAUCCCUACUGAAAUGCCAGACACCAUGGAAGAUGAAGAUGGAGAAUCCAGUGCCGAAUAUCUCAUCGCUAAGACUGUAGCCCUAGAUAAAGGUGUCCUGAGUAACUUCUGCAAGACCCACUUCCAUCCUUUCAUCCACGAGAGCGGGAGAGUGCGAGAGUUUAUCGAAGGCUUUGCAGAUGAUCUGCUCGAGGCUUUGAGAAGUGUUUGCGUUCGAGAUUCUGACCUGGAAGUCGAGGACUUUGUUGGCAUAGGCAGCAUGUUUGAGUCCUGGAGGGUGUCUAAACCUCCUACAUGUGACCUCUUUGUGCCUUUUGCACCUCCACAGCCAUUCAGGUUCCAGUCUCAGCUCUGGUGCGACCCCUCCACUGAAAUUCCACUGGACUUGCAAGGAUGUGGAAGGAUUAAACUAAUAAAACCAGGUGGAAAUGGCACAGACUGUCUUUGUGGCUCAACCAAUCUCGGUGAUGAUAUGCUCUGUCUGCUUCACAAUAGAAAUGAGAGUGAAAAACUUGAGGAACACACACUGGUGGAGCUCCUCUGCGAGAAGAACACCUCAUAUUUGUCGAAAGAUCAGAUCAUGAGAUGGUUCCAGAUCUCGGUGAGCAAAGCAUGGGGCCAGAUCUCUCACAAGUACGAUUUUGAGCUGGCAUUUCGGAACCUAGACUUCCCUGGAGCUCUGAAAAUCAGAUUUAGGUCUGGAAAGACUGUCAUUCUUAACAUUACCCCUGCCGUUCAGUUUGAGGACACGGAUGCUUACCUCAUCUCUCAUUUCCCAUCUGACACUAGUAACUCCUCAGACAUUCACUGGCAACUCUCACUAACUGUUUAUGAAAAGAACCUGCUUAAACAUCUAGCAAAACGACUUCCUACAAAUUCGUGUCAUGUUCACUGUCUUCAGAUAGUUUCUUUCUUGCACAAAAAGCAGACGGCUUUGACUGGGAGAAGCGCCUUUUCUAAUUACCAUAUAAAGACGGCGCUUUUGCAUCUGCUGUUGAGUAAACGUCCUGCGAUGUGGCAGCCGCAGAAUCUCAAUCACAGAUUAAGAGAUCUGCUCCGCUUCCUGCAGCAAAGCCUAGAGGAAAAGAGACUCUAUCACGUUGUUGUUGGGAACCCUCGCAUCCCAGUGGAAAUUCUGGUUCCCAAAAUAAUCCGUACUGCGGAACCGAUAAACCUGUUUAGGCCUCUUGUAUUGCAGAGGCACGUAUAUGCCAAAAUGGAGGAGCAUUUUCAAGAGAUGGUCAAAAAUACCUCUGUGCUUGUUCAAGAAUAUACCCCACACUUAUCUAAUGGUUACGUGAGACAUGAAUUUAGCUCAACAGAUCAGACAUAGACUUACUCACUGCUCUGGCUUUGAGUGCAAGGGAUUUUUUACAGCCUAAUUACAUGAUGACGUUAUGCACCUCAAAUGUAAACAACAUGUUAAGCACUGACUGUUUCUGAUGCUAUGAUGAUAUUUGGGUGUUUCUUUAACUAUGGGUUUUUGGUUUGUUUUUUUGUCCCAGCGGCCAAAUUUCAACUUUUACAUUUUUGUUAUAUGUAGGUCACGUUAAAGUGAACUUGGAAACUUUUGUCUAUUUUUUAGCAUUUAUUUUUGUUACUUUUCAAAUGCCAUUCAUAUAUAAUUUUAUUGUUUUACUCUUGUCCCAGACUGAGACUUUCCAUCUGAAAAUAUAAAAUCCAUCAUAAAAAUAUGAUACAUUUUUUUAAUUAUCAUAACAAACAGUGAAUUAAUAUAUUUAUUUAUAUAUAUAUAUAUAAUGUGUACACUUUACUACUUCUCCUUAGUUUUGGUGUCAUUUUCACAACAAUAAACAAACUUUGCAUCUAAUAAUAAUAAUAAUAAUAAUAAUAAUCAAGCAAAAGUUACUGUUUUGUUUGUUUGUUUUUACCAAGGGGACAGUGUCAGUUUAGAGCAUGAUGGAGUUGAAAUAAGAUUUAAUGUGUGAAGAAAAUCAAGGUAAAUAUCACCUAAUAACAGUUAUUUUUAUCAUGCAUUAUUUCAAGCUAUAAUGUUGUUCAAUGAUGCAAAAAGUGAAAACAAGUGUGUAUUUAAAAUAUCUAAAAUGCUUGCUGUGAAAUUGUCCUUAGCAAGAUUUUCCGGAAAAAAAAGUUUAAAAUGUAAUUUCCACCACAGAAUGUUACCAAACACAAUACAUAAUUUGAGAUGUGAAUGACAUGAUGUUGCUGCUAUAAAAUAAUAGGAUUUUAAGAAAGUUUAUUUUCCUAAAGUCCACAGGGCUAAAAGUGCACAUGGUUGAAGAAACACCCACUUGCUAUUCAUCAUCAUUCUGGCAGCUGAUUCAGAAUCUCUGAACCAUGAGUUAUUACAAAUGAUGUUAUAUCAUGUUAAGAAUUUAAAUUCUAUAACAUGAGAGUAUUUAGCAGUAUUAUCAGUUUUGAUCUUGUCUGUCAACAUAAGGGAUUGUUGAAAUGUCUAAACAAAGUGUGAGCAGCAAGCACAUCUAAAGAAAUGGUGCACAUGUACAGGCCCAAGCAGAAGCUGUUUCACAGGUUUGAAGAGGGCUUUUUAAAAAAUAUAUCUUUUCUGUACAAUGCACUGGUUUUACUCCUUGUAGUCUUUGUCUUAGAUUUUUUUUUAAACAGAGAUGCACUAAACAAACUUUUAAGUAGUAUGCAGUUGUGCAGUUUCCCCUCCCAGGAAGCAAUGUUGUUGUACAGCCUCAUGACAUGCAGUGCAUGACUCAGUAGCAUUUCACUUGUGACCAAAGAGGAAACUGGUCAUAUAUAUAGAGAUUUAUAUUUACAUUUAUGCAUUUUGCAAAAGCUUUUAUCCAAAGCAAGUUACACUCAGGGGUUUUUCAAAGCAAAAAAAAAAUCCUGAGCCUGAACUUUUUUGUGGGGAUGGGAUGGGGCGGGCCAGGGGGGUGCGGGUGUUGGAUGGGGCAGCACAUGCAAAGCAUGCAAUGACUGUGGCAACUUUAACAUUUGAAAGGAUACUAUGGCAAAGUUACUGUUUUCCUUAUUGUUUUCCUUAUCCUUAUUUUUUCAUGAAUAUAUGGUUCAUGAAAGCA